Purpureocillium takamizusanense is the source of this 831-nucleotide messenger RNA. RefSeq lists its product as uncharacterized. The coding region runs from base 1 to 831 and encodes 276 amino acids. Lineage: Eukaryota; Fungi; Ascomycota; Sordariomycetes; Hypocreales; Ophiocordycipitaceae. The transcript has 3 exons. The record is from RefSeq and is a predicted model, not a curated record.
AUGCGCCAGAAGCGGGUUUUCUUGCCACUGGCCGCGCUCGCCGCCAUGGCCUUUGUGAUGGCCGUCAUCCACCUCACACUUGACCGCAACACGACGCGCGUGUUUCGUAGCAAGCCCGCUUCACCCGCCGGCUACCAGAACCAACCUUGGACGGGCUGGGACCAAGACCGUUCAUCUUUCGAGCAAGUCGCGUUGAAGUAUGGUACCGACAAGGUCACGAGCCACAGCUAUCAGGACAUGUACGACAAGUACCUUGCACCAGUGAGGAAUUCGCCAUUGAAGAUGCUGGAGAUUGGGCUUGGCUGCAACAUGGCCUAUGGCCCCGGAGCAUCGUACUACACUUGGCUCGAAUUCCUGCCCAGGGUCGAGUUGUACUACAUCGAAUCGGAUGCAGUCUGCGCGGCCAAGUACGAACGUGAGACGGCCAAUGCCCACGUAUACAUUGGGGACCAGGCGGACGCGGCCUUCUUGGAGCAGUUCGCCUCGGAGACUGCACAGAGCGGCCAGUUCGACGUUGUUGUCGAUGAUGGGGGCCACACUAUGGAGCAACAGAUCACGUCACUAGUGCAUCUUUGGCCAAUUGUGAAGCCCGGCGGCAUUUAUGUCAUCGAAGACCUCCAGACGAGCUACUGGGAGGGCUACGGCGGCGAUCCAAUGGCGACGGACAGAGCGAAGCAUACGACGGUCAAGCAAAUUUUUCGAGUCGUGGACGAUAUCAUGACUGGACGCAAUUCACUAUUGAUGAGUCGUGAUGUGCUAUCGGUAGAUUGUAUGGCGGAAAUUUGCACCUUACGAAAGAGCAAAGCCCCUUUGCGAGGAACCCAUGCCUAG